Branchiostoma floridae (Florida lancelet) is the source of this 3935-nucleotide messenger RNA. Its product is annotated as calcium-binding mitochondrial carrier protein Aralar1-like. The record is from RefSeq and is a predicted model, not a curated record. Gene Ontology annotation, molecular function: calcium ion binding; L-glutamate transmembrane transporter activity; L-aspartate transmembrane transporter activity. The coding region runs from base 192 to 2255 and encodes 687 amino acids. The transcript is spliced from 20 exons. Gene Ontology annotation, biological process: L-glutamate transmembrane transport; aspartate transmembrane transport; malate-aspartate shuttle. Lineage: Eukaryota; Metazoa; Chordata; Leptocardii; Amphioxiformes; Branchiostomatidae.
ACAUCGACAUUGGGGCAUUCUAUUUCAAUAUGGCACCUCCCGACGAGGUGAAUAUGCCUCGGAUUUGGUGAAAAUAUUCCGCGAUAUCUCGAGACUUAAACCUUGCAUUUGGUUGCUGCCUGCUUCUUCUGAUUGCCAAUAUCUCUCUGGAUCUGUUUGUGGUGUUACUGAAGCUUGGUUGUGGGGCCAAAAUGUCGAAAACAGCCACGUGUGAAAGUGUUCUGGGGCUUCCGGUGCUGAAAAAGGCGGACGUAGAAGAAUUACGGAGUGUAUUUCACAAGUAUGCGACUGUUGAGAAGGAUGGGGAACAUUACAUGACCCCCAGGGAUUUUGUCAUCAAGUACCUGGGUAUAGAGAAAGAGGAUGCUGAUCCAACCACCCUGAACUUGCUGGCAGGAGUGGUAGAUGAAACCAAGGAUGGGUUGAUCUCCUUUGUUGAGUUCCAGGCUUUUGAGUCCCUCCUGUGUUCUCCUGAUGCCCUGUACCUGCUGGCUUUCCAACUCUUCGACAGCAACGGCAAUGGAUUUGUGUCCUAUGAUGAGUUCAAAAGUGUCAUGAGCCAGACCAGGAUCCAUCAGCACAUACCAUUUGACUGGGAGGGGGAGUUUUGCAAGAUGUACUUCGGGUGGGACAAGAAGAAGGACCUCAGCUAUGCAGAGUUCACACAGCUGUUACAGUCACUCGCGUAUGAGCACGCGAGAGUCGCCUUUCGAGUGCGGGACAAGAACAAGAAUGGCUUCAUCACAGCACUGGACUUCAGCGACAUCAUGAUCACUGUCAGAAAACACAUGCUCACCCCUUUUGUAGAGGAGAAUUUAGUUUCCUUGGUUGGAGGGAAGCAGGUCAGUUUUCCUUACUUCACUGGGUUGAACCACCUCCUGUCCAGCAUGGAACUGGUCAAGAAGAUCUACAGACAAGUGGCUGGACACAACCCCAAGGCAGAGAUCACAAGGGAGGAGUUCCUUAUAGCAGCCCAGAAGGUGUCUCAGGUAACCCCACUGGAGGUGGACAUCUUGUUCCACCUGUGUGACCUCAUCAACCCUACCGGUCUUAGUACAGGGAGAAUAACAUAUGAGGCCAUAGAGAGGAUAGCACCGCUAGAAGAGGGAACACUACCUUAUGAGAUGGUCGAGGCACAAAGGAGAAAGGAGGGUCCACAGCAGAAUAGGGGGGUUUUACUCCAAUUUGCAGAAUCAGGAUAUAGGUUCUUAUUGGGUGGAAUAGCUGGAGGUUGUGGAGCCACAGCUGUUUACCCCAUAGAUUUAGUAAAAACCAGGCUGCAGAACCAGAGAAGUGGGUCCUACGUGGGAGAGCUCAUGUACAAGAACAGCUUCGACUGUUUCAGAAAAGUUAUUAGGCACGAAGGCUUCCUGGGCUUGUAUAGUGGCUUGAUACCUCAGCUUAUGGGAGUGGCACCAGAGAAAGCCAUCAAGUUGACAAUGAACGACUUAAUGCGUGACAAAUUCACCACCAAGGAUGGUCAGAUCCCACUGUAUGGAGAGAUCAUAGCUGGUGGGACUGGCGGAAUGUGUCAGGUGAUGUUCACCAACCCCCUGGAGAUUGUGAAGAUCAGGUUACAGGUGGCCGGAGAGAUCCAGUCGGGCCCGAGGGUGUCCGCGCUCAACGUGUGCAGGGAGCUGGGAUUUGCAGGCCUUUAUAAGGGUGCAAGUGCCUGCUUUCUGCGUGACAUCCCGUUUUCCGCGAUCUACUUCCCAGUCUACGCCCACGGCAAAAAGUAUUUAGCCGACGAAGAUGGACAUAACAGUAUUCCCUCACUGCUUAUAGCUGCUACCAUUGCAGGUGCCCCGGCGGCAUCUCUUGUCACACCUGCGGACGUGAUCAAGACGAGACUACAGGUGAAGGAGCGGGAGGGGUUCACCACCUACAAGGGGCUGUUCGACUGUGCCAGGAAGAUCUGGGCUGAGGAGGGGGGGAAAGCCUUCUGGAAGGGUGCUCCCGCCCGUAUGUUCAGGUCCUGCCCCCAGUUUGGUGUGACCCUCAUGGUGUACGAGGUCUUACAGAGAACGUUCUACAUCGACUUUGGUGGAAGGCGACCUGAAGGGUCAGAGGUCAAGAAGGCACCCAGCAUCAUGGAUCUUCCUCCACCAAAUCCUGACCACAUUGGCGGCUACCGUCUGGCAGUGGCUACGUUUGCUGGCAUCGAGAGAAAGUUUGGUCUAGCUCUUCCCAAGUUCACCCCUUCGGAAAUUAUUCAGGCUCAAGUUAAAAAGGAGGUUGGCGCUCAAGCAAGCUGAGAAGCUACCAACAGGCAACAUGCACCUAGGCAAAGAAGUAGCAAUAUCAAGUGACCUUUGACCUCUCCUAUCCCACAAUGCAGCACAGUACCACAAAAGCACUGCAUUAUGGGAAUUGGUCACAUGACCAUUUUUUUAUAGCUGUUUGAUUCACUGUCAUGGAAUAUGUUUACAUAAUUUUUGUUGUCAUUGUGAAUGAUCAGCCAUGUUUCUUUCUACAGAAUAGUACAUGUAUAUCACAUAGACAAAAAAAUGGUUUUGUUUUAGAUUUUUUGCUGGAACAUUUGAAGUUCAGUUUCAUUCAGUCAGAAAAUUAGAUUUUUUCCCAAUUAACUGGAUUUAGUUUGUCAAUAUUAGGCAAAAUGCAUAUUUCUGGGAAAUGUUAUUGUUAUUUGCCAUGACAAAUACUAGUAUAAAAAUGCAAACAAUUCAGGAAAGCAAGAUGAAAACGGAAACUUGACUGUAGGAAAAGGCUAUUUGUAAUGAUUAAAGAUAAUAUAUGACUGGAGUGAAAUGUUGUAUUAUUUACAUGUAGCAUCUAUCUGUGACAAAGGGAUCUUCCUAAUACGGGCGUUUCCACCACUUGACACUCGUCUGGUUAAAGCUCCAGUAAAGAGGUGAAGGGAAAAUAAUUCACUUUCUACCCAAUUGUGCCAUAUAAAUGGCAAUUUUAUUCAACUCUUGAUGAAUAGCCUUUCAUCAUGCUAAUGCCCUGGAAGAAAUGUUGUGUUCCUGCUCACCAAACCAACCCGAUCAAAAAUCUGCCCCACAUUUGCUUUCUUUCUUUUUUCGAUUAACUGUUAAUAAGGGACUUAAAUUUUCAGGUUGACAUUUGAGAGAUGAAAACGUAUUCUUGUCAUAUCUGAUUCAGUAGACAAUCGUGCUGAGACAAGGUAUAACUGUAUAAUUUGAGUAUGAUGUUGAAAAUACCAUUGUCCUGAGUUUGAUAUUUGUUAAAAGAUAUUUGUUGGAUAACUAAAAUUUUGAAGAAAAAACCUACCAACUUAGUGACAUCAAAAAUACCCAGCUUUUAAGCAUGAGAUAGAAGGGUCACAGGUUCAAUUCAUGUCUGUUGGAAAGGAACUUUUACACUUUACUCUUCACCAAGAUUGGUACCUGACUUCCAUUGGAAAGGUAAAAGGCAGCGGAAGGAAAGGGAAGGGAUGGGCUCUGCCCUCCAAUAUGUACCAUUCACAACCCACUGGCCCUAUGGUGAAAGGAAAGGUCACAAUUUUUCCACCAACUUCUGCUUGGAAAGUUCUAUGGCCUCAAAAAAAAAAGGCUAUGAUACUCCCUAUGUUUACCAACAGACACCAACUUUUUUUAGAACAGUGAUCAGGAACACAACAUUAACUUUCCAAGGCCUAAACAAAUCCAGGGCUGUGAAAGACAUAUCCAUAUUUCUCAAAUAUGUAAGUUGAGGUUCAAGUUAACAUAAUCAUAGGGGCACAUGUAUAGAGUAUAAAGUUUUUUGAAGGGUUGUUAUUGUAUGACUUUCUCAAUGCCCGUGUUGAAUAAUAAGUACAAACGAGGAUGCAGUGAUUUUCAGUAUUGUAUAUUGUUAUAUACAACAUGGCAAAGUUUGACUGAUACAAUGAUAGAAGUGUUGAAGACGAAUACCAGGUCUUAAAAUGUAUAGAUGAAAAAAUAUGAAAAAUAAAAGUAUAAAAUCAUACUGAU